CUUUUCUUAGCUUUAUUCCCUCUCUUCUCUUUCUUUUUUCUGUUCAUCUUAUUCACAUUACACUCGUUUGUUCUUUGUCAGUCGUAGUUUAAGUCUUAAUCCAGCCUUUCGUUUAUAUUCAUUUCUAUCUUUCUCACUUUUUGUUCUUUCUUCUCUAUCGUGUCAGCCUAUCUCUUUCUUUCUCGAUCUUUCUUUCCUUCUCACUCUAUUCUCCGAUGCAAAGCAGAAGAAACCCCCGCGGUUGCUCGUUCGUUCUCAAAAGUCUUACUCUCGUUGUCACGCGCUAAAAAUACUCCCGCACAGUCUUCCGAGGGUGUACCAUGCCAAAGGAGUACGGGAAUUAGGACGACAAAAGCAGUCAACGUCGACCUGGAACUGUCAUGGAACGGCUUUCGAGAGUGGCAUGUUAUUUUCGAUGGAUGAGGAACGCGACAUCUCAUGAUGCAAGUGAGGUUGAAGACGAACAGAAAACUAUUAAGGUUGAACGAUAUCGAAAUGUCGGAUGUAAUUUUGAAGCUUCGAGGCGACUUUGUGGUAUUUUGGAAAGUAUCCUUCUUUGGGAGAACUCUGUGAAUAGUAUUUCUGUCGUCAUUGUAUUCAAUAUACUGUUUUGGGGUAUUAUUGUAUUAGAGGUUCGAGGCUUUGCUGCAGCCAGCAGUGCUGCACUGGUCGUUGUUCUCUGUUAUAGUACCUUAGAAACUCAAGUUCAAAAAGAAAAUAAAGCAUUGGAUUUAGCUGCCUCUUAUGCAAAAACAGAACAAAUUGAGAAAAUAGGAAAAAAAAUAAAAACAGCAAUUCAUAAUUUGAAGCAAUUGAGAAAAGAGCAACCAGGAGUGUUUUGUACUGCAGUUUGCUCUCUUUCUUUGGGUCUAUGGAUUAUUGGUCGUACUAUAAAUGGUAUACUUCUUACAUAUACAAUAUGCAUGAGCAUUUUACUUGGACCUGCAUUAUUGUUAAAGCUUCCUAGUAAAAUGAUAUUACACAAAGAAUGGGAUAGUGAAAUUGAAGAAUUUUUACCAGCAGUAACUGAAGAUAAUCUUCAAGUUCUUACUAGAGCAGGAGAAUCAGGAGACCAAUCUCCUACUCCUACAAGUGUAUUAUCUGAUGUUCAAAAUGAAUUUUUUAAUGAUGAAGAACUUUUGGGUCUUAAAAUGCCAUCACAUGAAGAUGGAAGCACUGAUGAUAUAGAAAAUUCUGAAUUAGAGCUUAGUGCUGAAGAAACUGAUAUGGAUGGUAUUAAAUUUCAAAGUGGUCAUUUUGAAAAAGGAUCAUCUUCUGAGGAAGAAGCAGAACUUGAACCUAUAUCAAGCAAAUUAAUUAGUCACAGUGAUGAAAGUGGUAGCGAAUUUGAAAUAAUUGAUGGUCAAGAUGUUGAUAACAUUGCAUGAAAAAUAACUGAUAUAUGAACUGUGAAGUUAUUAUUAUGCAGAAUAGAAUUAAAUGAAGAAAUGAUUUCAAAUACAUUUUAAUUGGAUAACAAUCUAAGUAAAAUAAUUAUUUUGUUUUAAUUUUA
Messenger RNA from Apis florea (little honeybee), 1513 nucleotides. RefSeq lists its product as uncharacterized. The record is from RefSeq and is a predicted model, not a curated record. NCBI's taxonomy places the organism in Eukaryota, Metazoa, Arthropoda, Insecta, Hymenoptera, Apidae. Gene Ontology annotation, cellular component: membrane.